CGUACAGCUGUUACAGAAUUUGUAACCCUAACACAGCUACUAAAUAAGUGAGCAGGUGGGACAAGUCUAGACUGGUUUUGCCCAGCAGCUGCAGAGCAGAAGCUCUGAUGGUGACAGUCCCAGCUGCCUGAAGACUCCCCAGGAAAGGCUGGCGUGGGUUAUUUGCUGUCCAGGAAAGGCUGGCGUGGGUUAUUUGCUGCCCCAGCAGGUUGAGCCCAUGGCUGAUGUGCUCUAAUCCAGGGGAAGGAGCUGCCUUCUACUCCAGCAGCUUUUCACCAGGGCCUGCACUCAGGAGACCGAGCUGAGCAUCGUGCUGGGUAAGCGUGGAAGGAGUAGGAUGUGCUGAUAAAGAGAAAGUCCAUUGUUGCCGUGAGUUUCGUUGCAGCAUUCCUCUGUCUGAUCAUCGUUCGUCUCACAAAUGAAGUAAAUUUCCCUUUGAUCCUCAACUGCUUUGGACAAACCAGAGUCAAGUGGAUCCCAUUUUCUAAUGGCCAAAGGCAGCCUCUGAAAACUCAUUAUGGAUAUAUAAAUGUAAAGACACAAGAGCCUCUACAACUUGACUGUGACCUCUGUGCCAUUGUUUCAAACUCGGGGCAGAUGGCUGGCCAGAGGGUGGGCACUGAGAUAGACAAGUCCUCCUGCAUAUGGAGGAUGAACAAUGCUCCCACCAAGGGCUAUGAGGAAGACGUUGGGAAGAGGACAACCGUAAGAGUGGUCUCGCACACAAGUGUGCCUCUCCUGCUCAAGAAUCCCGAGUACUUUUUCAAAGAAACCAACAACACCGUUUACGUGAUCUGGGGUCCUUUUCGAAACAUGAGGAGGGAUGGAAAUGGCAUUGUGUACAACAUGCUGAAGAAAACUGUUGACAGCUACCCAACUGCCAAAAUCUACGUGACAACGGAGAAGCGCAUGAGUUACUGCGAUGCGGUGUUCAAGAGGGAGACGGGAAAGGACCGAGUCCAGUCAGGUUCAUAUCUCAGCACGGGUUGGUUCACCUUAAUUUUGGCUAUGGAUGCCUGCUAUGGAAUUCACGUCUAUGGGAUGAUAAAUGACACCUACUGCAAGUCAGAAGGCUUUCGCAAAGUUCCCUACCACUAUUACGAGCCAGGACGAGAUGAGUGUGAGGAAUACUUUCUCCAUGAAAAUGCUCCAUAUGGAGGCCACAGGUUUAUCACAGAAAAGAAAGUAUUUGCUAAGUGGGCCAAGAAGCACACAAUAAUAUUCACACAUCCCAACUGGACAGUGUCUUGAUACUGGUUUAUUUAACUCUCCCUUGACAGCAUAUUACAAAAAUGUCUCAGUUUACAAUAGUUUUGCUUACAUCUGGCUGGCCUUUCUCAGCCUAGGUAACACUAAACUAAAAACCAGAAGACAGAGAGGGUGGUGGUUCAGCUUUUAAGCAAAAUUAAUCAUCUGUGGAAGGCAGACACAUUGUUUGUUAUUUCUUAGGGUUUUAAUUCACACUAUGCACUUUAUACUUUAACUGGAUUUUACUUCAAGGCAGGAGCAGUUAAAGACACAUGAGAUUUUCUGUAUAUACAGGUGCACACAGAGAGCAUGGUGGUCCUUUGAAAAUUGUCCAUCAUCUCAGAUAUUUAAAAUUAUUAUUUGCAGCUCCUUUGCUGUCCUGAAGUACUAGUUCCAUUUGUGGUAUCAGUAGAAAUUUUCAACAAGAGAAAUGUGAGGAAAAAUACAGGGUCCAGGAGUGAGUAAAUUUUAAAAAACAACACCUGAAUGUUUUGAUACACAGUAUCUUGUGAGCACUUGCAUAUAUGGUAAAAUUAGAGAUGAGCUAAGCAUGGUUCUUGAACUGUACCCAGCUGUUGAAUGAGAAGAUACUACCUACUCAAGACACCUGAUUAAUUAAUAACUUCUGAAAUGCAGCUUCCUUCCAUCUUGGUCAGUCUGCACCAUCUGGGACUGUGUAGUUUGUGCUUUUUGAAGCUGUUGUCCCACACUUCAGUUCCAGCAGAAUGGCCCCUGGCAAAGAUUGUGUUUUGCAGCCCAUGAUGAGCCUUUGGCUGUUGUACCAAGCCUGCUGUCAGUACCCAAGCUGGUGAGUGUAAAGUUGUCUCAUUAAUGUCUCCAUUUACUCCAGUUGUGCAUUUGACUUGCUCCAGCAUCCAAAUAACAGUAUUUUGACAGUAUUUCCCAUGCAGCCAUCAUAAUUUAUUUUAGAUCUCCAGUUUCUCCAUCUUUAAAAAAAGGGUAGUGUCUAUCUACCUCACAAGAGAGUUGUGAGGACUAAUUUAAUUUAAUUUAAAGCACUUUCCUGAUGCAGAAUUCUCCAGAUCAUUUAUUUUUAACACAAAAACAAUGGUACCUGUCAUUUAUUCUUGUCUGUUGGGUAUUUGAAGAAAGUGACAGUGUGUCUGGCUCUGAUGGCAAAUUGUUCUGUGCAUCCGCUUUCCUACUGAGGAUAAUUUGUAAUACCGAGUUCUAUCAGCUUGCAUUGCUUCAGAUGAAGUUGAAAGAACUCCCCAUCUCACAGUAUUAUCUGCACAUUAAAAGGCAGUUCAAGAAUCUUAAAAUAUACUCAUCUCUAGUUUAAGUAUGUAUUUCCAAGCUUACUGUCAUGGAAAGUUUUCAACUGCAGCAGACUCAUUUGUAAUAUGACCAUAAUUCAAAUACACAUGUGAGUUUUAUUUAAACUGUAUUUAAACUAAUGCUUUAAUUUUAGAAUGUGUCCUAUGAAUAUUUUAACAUCGAGAAUGUCAGAUUCAACACUGUAAUAGCCAAUACUGUGAACACUUGAAGGAAUUACGUGUGGAACAUGUCACACAGGAUUUAUUCACACUACUUAAACAUUAACCAACAGGAAACUUUGUAUGCUUUUGUAAAUCAAGAAAAGGGGAAAGUAAAAAACUAUUUUUACAUGUAAGUAUUUGUAUACUGACUAUUUCCUAUUGUAUAUUUGUAUAUAUAAAUCUAUAUUUUAUAUGUUCAUUGCAUAUAUAUUCUCUCAUCAACAGCUCCAACUCAUAGGAUGGGGAGGAAAUCUCUUCAUCAGUAUUCUUCCUCUUGAUCAUUGGUUUCUUGUUCCUGUUGGUGAUUCCAGGGUAUCAUCUCUGCUGCGCCUUCUAUUUUCUACCAUAAAUGCAGCUCUCUGAUUUUAUUGUUUUAUAUAGUUCAGCUUUCACAGCUUUCUUUAGUACUCUAAGUAUUCAUUCUGGUUGUCAGACAAAGGCUGGGGCCAUGCUUAUGAUCUUGGAUAAACAUCUAUAUUCAAACACAGGCUUUGUCCCAGGUUUCUGGCAUGACUUUGUCUCACCUUCCUGUUUGGAAAAGAAGAACAAUAGUAUUUUCCUGCUCCCUUUCUUGACUGACUUUCUUGAGAUGUUGAGAUGAGUAUUCCCAUUGUUAACUUAUUUGUAUAUCGCUUUGAAGAAAAGGUGCCCUAAGUGUCUGAAACUUACAGGCAAUGCUGUGGCAUACAAGUAAUUAAAAGUGGCUGUUUCUUGUCCCUGGAGUUGAAAUCAGUUGUAUGCUGAUAAAACAUGGGAUGAAAUCAAAAGGGUCAUGGUUGGAAGAAGAGCUGUAGUAGAAAAACCAGAUUUAUCAUCAUGCAUCUGUUCAGUUCACAUAGGUGACUGGAUAUAUGGAAAGGUAAUAAAAAAUUGUAAGGCAGGAUUUGAAAAAUUCAGGACAUACAGAAUUAGGGAGAAUGCUCCACACAUAUUUUACAGGGCAGCCUGGGAAAUCCUAUCAUUCCCUUGAGAGAAGAGAAAUUGCAAGGAAGAACAUCAGCCAAUUGAACUUGUAUUUAGAGGGUUUCUGGUUUAAUAGAAAACUGCUAUGAAAGUCCUGCACAUGGAAAUUGUUUGGACUGGACAGAUUUCCAUGGAAGUGUCCUUGUGAAGCAGAGUGUUUGUCCCCCUGGGUGUUUCUCCUCAGUGAGCAUAAGGAUUCUGCCUGAGUUUGUUCACCUGGUUUUUAAGCUUGAGAAAGUUUUUAAGAUUAUUAAUACUUGCCAAUUCACCAUAAACAUGCUGAAAAUAUGUGCUUCAUUCUGAAGCUCUUUGAAGAGUGCUUGCAUGCUGCAUGAAACAUUAUCACAAAGGAUAGCUAAGAAAAAUACAGCUCUAAGUACAUCCAAAUGUACACAAAAUUGAGAACACAAUUAGAGUUUGGGUGUCACAGAGCAAAUCAAAGGUGUUGCUCUCUGCCUGGGUUUGCCCUUAGAUCAGAUCCAUAUUAGAAAGAUUGCAGCAGGCUUCAUUCAUACUAGAAAAAAUGAACAUCAGUUCUCUUAUUUAAAUGAGCCUGUCUUUAGCAUAAGUUAAAUGCAUAUUUACAUGAUUUUUAUUCUGUAAGUAAGUAACUGUGACCACUGUGUUAAAGAUGAUGCUACAAAGAAAUUACUUGGUUGAAAUCUGUUAAAAACCAUCUGUGGUACUAAAGAAACAAUGUCAGUACUUGUAUGUGUAUAAAGGAUCUUGGUGGUUCACCUGAGAGCAGUUAAGAAAUCAGCUGAGAAUCACUUAUUAAUUCCUUAAGAUAAAACUACUACAGUUUACCUGAAUGUAAUCAUAUCCUAAUUGCUUAUUCAUUCAAGCAGUCCUCUUUUAAUCAACUACUCAUGAGUAUAAAACAAGCAGGGAGUUUACUUGAGGAUUUCAAAAUGCAUUUUCACAUUGCUGCUAAUAGAGGAAUGCUCAAAAAUAGUUUGUCCUUUUUUUUUUGCCAUCAGUGAGGUGAGUAGUCAUCACAAGUUUCUUCUAAAAUGUAGGGGGGAUUUAAAUAAACUUUUUUUUCUAAAAGAGGGGAAGGCAUAAAAAAGGCAUAAAUGGCUUGGUUUUAAUAAACAUUUAAAUGUAAGUAUACUUUAUGUUUUAUGUUGCGUUACCUUCUGACUUUUUGUUUUCAAAGUAGAAAGUUUUAAAUAGGAGCAGAAAAUUUCAUUAAAAAUAUAUUUUUGACUGGCUAAUUACUAUUCAUAGAUAAUUGACUGAAUAAAAUAGUGUUGUUUUUUCUUUCCAAAUUGACAUAAUAGACAUAAUUCCAAGUUUUUCAUCCCCAUUAGAUGUCCAGAUCACAUCCUUCUGCUUAUACCAAGGCCUCUUCUCAGAAAGAAAAAAAUUAGUUUUAGAUCCAGCCAAAUUCCCUUUCCAUCUGGGCUGGGAGGCUCCAUCUGCAGACUGCUCCGAUCAGUUACAUCAGUAAAUGGGGAGGACUUAUGGAGAGCUCUACUUAGGAGCAGAUGGUGUUCCAACUUCUAAAAAAUGCCCCUAAAGUGCUUUAGGCAAGGAGUACCCAUUGAUCUCUCUUGGAAAUACUUUACUAAAGUGUUCUGUUUCUUCAAAUGCCUUUAGCUCCUGUGUAGAAUAAUUGUCCUACUCUCUCGAGUAGGAAUUAUCAGCAAUGGGAAAGCCAUGCCCUUUGCAGGAAAAAAUGGAGGCAAAUUCUGUGUUGUUAAAUAUUUGCACAUAAACAUCACCAGAGACAAAGAAGUCAGCCUGACACAAGUUAUUAGAACACUCACUGAUUUAGAAAUCUCUGAGGACUCUCUUCAAAACUAAUGGAAGUGGCUUUGGCAAGUUCAUGAGUACAGCACCUACCCCAGUAAAAUCCUUGCACUCCUGGGUGCCAAGGUAAGCAGUUUUGUGUGGGAAGCACCAAAGCACAAAAUACUUUGCAGAAUUAAUAAAGAGAAGCCCAUCCAACUGCUGGAGGGCUGAUGCUGAUGGUCUUCCAUUGUUCACCUGCUAGUGGGCUGGACUGAAGCAGGACCACACACAAAGAUAGCUGGCAGCAGAGCACAGAUGCUCAACCAGAAGACAUGUCUAGGUAAGUAAGAAUUAAGUAAUCCCUUGUGAAUUAUACCUGGAUAAUGCUCUUAGUAAGCAGAAGAUCAGAAGCACUUUACAUAUUGAUGCUUAGAAUUUGCUGUCUAUUCUUCUGCAUGUAUGUCAGAAAUAGUGUGUCUUUAGUUGUGUGAAGCAAGCCUGGGGUGCUGGGUCAUGAUGACCCUUAGGGUACCCACAAGAGUGAACCUUGGUGCUCACACAGGAGCUGUCUGCGGGCAUUGUGAUGUACUGUGAGCAACAGUUGUAUAUUACUAAAAAAGUCCUGUUUUUCCUGACUAUAUUUAGUUCCUUUGGGGAGGAAAUGUUUCAUUUUCAACAGAUGUGUUUCAUUCUGUUCCUUCUUUCCUGAGAGGAUGCACAGGAAUGAAACUUAACCAUAGAGGAGUGAAGCCAGCCACCAGAUUGAUUUCUAUUUUUCUGGCUGUUGCUGUGAUGUGUAUAGCUAAAGUCAUAGGGAAGGGGGAAGCUUUAUGUAAACCUUGUCUAGCGUAAUCUGCAGAAGAUUGUGUGUCUGUUCUGGAUUAGAGUCUCCUAGGCAAACCCUCUAAAAGGGGCUGAAGGAGAAAUAAAAGGUCUCUCUCCAUUAAAAGACAGGACUUCUGUGGAAGCCAUACUAACAUCUGUGGCACAUCUGGGCCUGCUCCCCCAGCUUUUGUAGGUCUCCACCCAGCUGCAACUUUGGGCACUUUCUAGCCCCAGUGGAGAAGAAUUCUCCACCUGACUUAGGCAGCCUGUGAUCUACACAAAGCCUGCCCAUCCUCCCCUUCUGUGGACCAGCAAAGUGCUGAAUCUGCCCUGGGGCUGCAGUGUCACAGCAGGGACACACUUCCCAGUCAGCAGCGUGAUUUGCUUGGGGCACAGUCUCACCUCAGGUGCUGAACUCUGGAAUCUGACAGGAAAGAUAUCACUGGGUUUUGUUACUGUUUGUGUUGUUAACUCACAAAGAGUUACUGUUUUAUGGGUGUCUUAAACAGCUCAUUUCAUGUCUUUUUUUGCAUUGCUUGCUGCUAUUUCUGGGAAUUCCUCAAAAUAAGCAGCUGUCAGCAUCUGCCACUGCUGUUCUAAUUUACUGGAAAGAGACUGCAAACUUGAACUAAUGCAUGUUCUUACCAUGUAUUAUGCAUGAUAGCAUGUUACACGUUUUAUUCUCCACUAUAAUAAAUAAUGUAAGCUUUGUGUAAACUUAGUUCAAGCAGCAGAAGUAGUACUUUUUCUUUUUCUCAUAUCAUGUGUUGCCCAGAGCACUUUGCUGGAGCUCUGCAAAUGCCAUUAGCAGCUGGCAGCAAAUAAACUGUUGAAACCAGUCAAGAAAUAAUUACUAAAUUUGACAUUUUUCACUGAAAUAUCAGAAAUAGUUCAGCUUGCUUUUGUGAACCUACUGUGGCACUCACAAUCACAAUUCUGUUCUAAGGAAAUCUCACAUCCCGAGUGUAACUUGGGAAUGACUUUUUUGACACAGAUGUUGUUGAGAGGUUAGGAGGGCAAUGAUCCCAAAGUUUUUUUAUUUACGGGAGUAUCUUUUUAAUGGGAAUUGAACAUGUGGAAGAUUGGCUAAGAUGCCUGCAGAGUUUUUAAUAAUUUUGCUACUGAAAACAGUAUUUCUGAAGAUGGUUGCUACUGAAAAUAGUAUUUCUGAAGAUGGUUGAAAGAAAAACAAAUUGUGUGCUCACAGCUCUUUUGGCUGAUCACCUGCACCCCUCUCCUUCACAGACACUGCAAACACAUUGAGUGUCUGCAAACACAGGGGGUGUCUGUAGGGAAGGUCCCUUUUUUGUCAGGUAGGGGCAAGUAAGAACAACUAAGGCUAAUCUACAUGGUAAAUACAGCUUAUAGUACUUGUGGAUUAAUGUUUAUUUUGUGUAUUUCCAAAGCCUGUGUCUGUGUUAGCAAAGAAUUAGCUUAGCUGGAUAGGAUCUGUAGCCUGAAACUGUUGGUGCUAAGGACCUGAUCUCCACACUUACCUCUAGUUUGAUCCCAGGGGCUGAAUGCCACUAAUGGUUGGAGCACAUCCUUGCUUCCAUCCAGAAGGAAUCUGGUGCACAUGCUCAGGAACACUCCAUCACGCAAACUAAAGCUCAUUGAGUGAGGCCACUGUACUGGACUGUCCCACAGGAAAGUGGAAUUCCUGAUAGACCAUCUUAUAACUCAGGCUUUGCAAGGGUAUUUUUUUCCAUGGGUAUUGUUCUUUCAAACUUGAGAUCUGAUUCCUCCUAUCAGACCAUGGGAAUCAAGGGCUCCUGAUUCUUCCUCCAAGAAGAAUUUACCAUCCAAAUGUGCUCCAUAAAUCAGAAGUGUGAUAUAGGACAAAGUGUUCCAACAUGGGUACAGCACAGUAAGUGCUUUGUUUGAUGAAGAGUUAAUGUGAUUCUGCUCGUGGAUGUAAUUUUAUCCUGAUCAUGCUGGGUGCUUGCUAAUGCAUGCAUUGUUUUUAUAUACUGCAAGACACAUAGAAAUUCCCUUAAUCAUUCUCCCAGGGUAAUUUUAUUCUUGUGGCCUUCCAGUUGUAUCUGUAUAUGUGUGCAUAUAUGCAUUUAUAUACAGUGUGCAAGCAUUCUUCUGUUCUUAGAAAGUUGCUACUAUAUGCUGCUAACAUAAACUUUUCUGGGUGGUUCAUGUUACACAAUUUAUUACUUGUAUUCUUGGGUUGCCUUUUGUAAUGCUGACAAGUGUAUGGAUAGCAGAUACCACUGUAGACUAAGAAAAACUUUCAUACCAUUUAUACUUAACUUUGUAUGUUUUGCCAUGUGUUUUCUUGCUAUAUGUUACUUAGUUUUUGCUCCCAUUUGGAGAAUGUGCUUCUGUGUAUUUGCAAAAUUGUGCCUGGAUUAUUUUAAAACAUGAAUAAAUGUAUACAAUUUUCCAAUUGUC
Passer domesticus (house sparrow) is the source of this 8675-nucleotide messenger RNA. It is a transcript of the gene ST6GALNAC3, whose product is annotated as ST6 N-acetylgalactosaminide alpha-2,6-sialyltransferase 3. NCBI's taxonomy places the organism in Eukaryota, Metazoa, Chordata, Aves, Passeriformes, Passeridae. Bases 598 to 1251 code for a protein of 217 amino acids. The record is from RefSeq and is a predicted model, not a curated record. Gene Ontology annotation, molecular function: alpha-N-acetylgalactosaminide alpha-2,6-sialyltransferase activity. The transcript has 5 exons. Gene Ontology annotation, biological process: oligosaccharide metabolic process; ganglioside biosynthetic process.